Molecule: messenger RNA, 1522 nt
Organism: Colletotrichum destructivum
Lineage: Eukaryota; Fungi; Ascomycota; Sordariomycetes; Glomerellales; Glomerellaceae
Product: Putative O-methyltransferase domain, S-adenosyl-L-methionine-dependent methyltransferase superfamily
Exons: 5
Coding region: 122-1318 (398 amino acids)
Molecular function (GO): O-methyltransferase activity
Source: RefSeq, a predicted model, not a curated record
GCAUCAUCAUCAUCCCCUUCCAUCCUCUUCUUGUUCCUCCUCCUGCUCCUGCUCCUCCAUCACUAACAUCUCCUCUUUCUGCCAUUUUCCAUCUUUCUAUUCCAUCACAUUCUCGCCCACCAUGACGCAACACAUAGUUAUCCAGCAGCUCGACAACCUGCUAUCGCAGGUCAAGGCCCUCGACCUCUCCUCCUUGGGCCCCUCGGACCGUGCCAAAGCCCAACAGUCGCUUGUCGAGGCCUUGUCCACUGCCGAAACACCCUAUGAGCAUCUGCUCAGGCUUUCAGGAUCUCACUUGCACCUCGCCUGUCUCCGCCUCGGUGCGGACAUCAGCCUCUUCAAGACCCUGUCUGAGAGUGAGAAGCCGUUGUCCGUCGACUAUCUUGGCAAACAGCUCGGCAUUGCCCCCGACCUUCUUGAACGGGUCCUGCGGUUCUUGGCCUCCGUGGGCACCGUCAAGCAGACUUCCAAGGACACAUACGCCCCUGACAAGAUCAGCCAUGCCAUGGCCAGUCUCGGCCUUGAUUCCGGAGUCCAUCUCUUGUUCGACAUCCAUGACAAGACGUACCAGGCCCUCCCAGACGCCGUUGCCGAGCUAGGCUACAAGGAUGUGGACGACAUCCGCAACGGCGUCUUCCAAAAGGCGUUCGGGACAGACCUGUCCUGCUACGAGUACCUCGUACAUCAUCCCGAGCUCCAGGGGUACAUGCAGGAUGCCAUGAAGCUCCAGCCCCCCGACGGCGACUGGCUCGCGGCGUUGCCCGUCGACAAGGAGGUCGCCCAGUGGCAGGCCUCGGACCCCGAACGCGUCUUGUUCGUCGACAUCGGCGGCGGCAUGGGUCACCAGUGCCUCCGCCUCCGUGAGCGCUACCCCGAUGCCCCCGGCCGUGUCAUCGUGCAGGACAUGCCCAUCACCAUUGGCCGCAUUCCCAAGCCGAUGCCGCACGGGGUCGAGGCCAUGGCGCACAGCUUCGACGACCCUCAGCCCAUCAAGAAUGCCAAGUUUUACUACUUGCGCAACGUCCUCCACGGCCUGCCCUACGACCACUCCGUCUCGGUGCUGAAGAAGCUCGCCGCGUCAAUGGGCGCCGAGUCCCGUCUCGUCAUCGACGACCUGGUCGUUCCGGACGAGGGCGCCUGCAGGCAGGCCUGCCAGCUGGACUUCAUCAUGAUGGCCUCCAUUGCCGGGAGGAAACGGACAAAGACCCAGUGGUACACGCUUCUGGAGGCCGCCGGCUUCAAGAUCCUCGACAUUCACACCUACAGCUGGCCGCUCCAGGACUCGCUGAUCAUUGCCUCGCCUGUCCAUCUGAGCUAACUGGCCGCCUGUCCUCCACACGAGAGGGUGUUUUUUGCAGGUCUUUCAGUUCCAGAUGGGGUGUCUCCACGUUGAGAUUCAUGGACCAGCGAGAGGGUUUUUCAUAAUAGGCAAUUUUGCCCGGCUAGUUGCUGCAAAAUUUGAAGCUGUGCAAGAAUUGUAGUACUAUAGUGAUGAAAGUCAAAUGAGAAUUUAAUUUCAAAC